AUGGCAUCGGCCUCGGCUCGCAUCUUCCUCGUCCGCCACGGCGAAACGGACUGGAUAGUAGGCGGCAAGCACAACAGUCGCACCGAAGUGCCACUCUCCAAGACCGGCGAGAGAGAGGUGGACCGGAUCCAGCAGUUUCUCGUGGGCCCAGAUGCUCUGAUUGAUCCUCAAAACGUGGCGAGGGUAUACUGCUCGCCCCGAUGCAGCGCCCGUCGUACGGUCGAGCUGCUCGAACUCGGCAUCCACAAUCAUCAGCACUUCUACGACCGCGAGAGCAAUUCCCGCGAGACGACUGGGUCCAAAAUGCGAGUCGAGACGGCGGAGCCUAACAUCCAGGUGACACCCUGUCUCCAGGAAUGGGAUUACGGCGAUUAUGAGGGUUUGACGCUGAGGGAUAUCCACCAACUGCGCCAGAAACAGGCACAGGAGCAGGAAAGGCAGGAAUGGAAUAUCUGGAGGGAUGGAUGCCCUGGGGGGAGUAUGUCUCCCAAGCAGGUCAGCGAUCGCCUGGACUCGCUCAUCCAAGAAAUCAAAUCCUUCAUCGAGAAAAGCUCAACCACCUGGCCAAGCGGGCAAAUUGAAGGCGCCCGCAGCCAGCAGGCGCAGGAUAUUGUCUGCGUCGGGCAUGGCCAUGUUCUGGCUGCGCUGGCGCUGCGCUGGGUCGGGUCGUCGUUGAUGGCCGGGCAUAUGCGGCUCAUUUUCGAGCCGGGAGGUGUGGCUGUUUUGGGGUAUGAACCAUUAUUUCAUAUAAUCAAUACCUGGCAUUUCACUAACUUAUACAAUUCUAGUUUCGAGCACGAUAAUCCCAAUCAUCCGGCGAUCUUAGUAGGCCGGAAGCCGGGCAAGUCGGAUCGGACGCUGUAG
Penicillium alfredii is the source of this 864-nucleotide messenger RNA. Its product is annotated as phosphoglycerate mutase family protein. The record is from RefSeq and is a predicted model, not a curated record. Gene Ontology annotation, biological process: ribose phosphate biosynthetic process. Bases 1 to 864 code for a protein of 287 amino acids. The transcript is spliced from 3 exons. Gene Ontology annotation, molecular function: sedoheptulose-bisphosphatase activity. NCBI's taxonomy places the organism in Eukaryota, Fungi, Ascomycota, Eurotiomycetes, Eurotiales, Aspergillaceae.